Molecule: messenger RNA, 576 nt
Organism: Endocarpon pusillum Z07020
Lineage: Eukaryota; Fungi; Ascomycota; Eurotiomycetes; Verrucariales; Verrucariaceae
Exons: 3
Coding region: 1-576 (191 amino acids)
Biological process (GO): vacuolar protein processing
Cellular component (GO): intracellular membrane-bounded organelle
Source: RefSeq, a predicted model, not a curated record
AUGGCUCAAAAAGCAGCUAAAUCUCUCGCCUCCCGCAACACCUUCAUUCUCCGGCGAAAUCACCUUGUCACUGUCGCCUUACACCUCCUCUUCCUCCUUUUUCAAAUCCUCCUCGUCCGUCCCCGAUCCUGGGUCCUCUACCUGACCUUCUGCUUGCCAGCCAUAGCCAUCGAAGUCUACCUCGAUGUGAUCGGCCGCCCCGAGUACAGCCAUGACGGGUUUCUCAGACGGCCAGGACAGGAUCUUGACGCCCAGGGACUAACCGAUUAUAUGUGGGAUGUGGUGUAUUGGACAUGGAUCAACAUUCUGCUGGUCUUGAUUUUUGGAAACAAUGCUUGGUGGCUAUAUUUGGUGGUUCCGGCAUACACUAUCUAUCUUGCUGCGACUACAGUGGGUGGGCUGAAAGCCAUGUUCUCACCCCCAAAGGAUGAUGAGGGUGCAACCACCACAGCUUCGGAAAAGAGGAUAUCGCAAGGCCACAAAGAGCCGCUGCAACUAUCAGUACACAACCCAGAAGACCAGACUCAAGGCAUUGGACAAGGUCCAAAUCAUACCUCUUCUGGCGUAACAAAAUAG